AUGUCGGGACCCUACGCAGCCGGACUUGGAAAAAGGAAACGAGAAAGGUCAGCAAGUGAUGAAAUUUUUUUUUCUGAUGAAUCCACGCAAAGCUCUGCACCUAUAAUAAAAAGGAAAACAACCCGAGUGACUCAUGCUGAUGCUGAAAUUAUUCCUAAAUUUCGGCCAGAAGAUGGCACAGCCAAUGUCACCAGCUGGCUACAUAAAAUUGACCAACUUGGUGAUGUCUACGGUUGGGAUUCGGUGCAGAGACAAUUCGUUAUGCAGCUUCGUCUACGAGGUUCAGCCAGACGAUGGUACGAUGAGCUCGACGAUUACAAUCUUGAAUGGGAUGCAUGGAAACGAGCUCUAGAGAUUGCAUUUCCACGUUCAGUUGACUUUGUGGAUAAAUUAAGCACUAUGUUGGCUAGAAAUAAGGAGGAGUCUGAAACGAUGACCCGUUAUUAUCACGACAAGCUAUCACUGCUACGAAAAUGCAACAUCAGUGGCGAAGAUGCAAUUUCUUGCAUAAUAAGAGGGCUUCCGGUAGAAUUGCGUGCUAAUGCUAAAGCGUAUAAGUGCGAGACACCAGAAAUGUUGUAUUUUGGAUACCUAUCCUCUCUAGAAAAUUAUAAGAGAGAUAAUAUCUCAUCUUUAACUUCUCGGAAAUCAUCGUGGCGGAGGGGUGCCGCGGAAGAAAACUCUACGACUGCUCAUCGCUCUGGAGUGAAACGGUGCUACAUUUGUCGGCGCAUCGGACACGAGUUUCGUGAUUGUCGAGCACAACAACGGUGUGACAUCUGCCAGCGGAACGGUCACACUUCGGCAAGCUGCUGGCUGGCCGCCACGCCGGGACCAUCGCGACAACAGGUGCAGCCGACUCCGGUGAGUUUACUGAUGCUUAAUUUAAAUGACAAGUUCUGGAGCAUUUACAAGCGCCUAGCAUUUGUUGGUACCUCGAGUUUAGUUGUUUAUAUUGAUACAGGCAGCAAAUUAAAUGUGUUAAGCUUAAAGAAAGCGAAAGAACUGGAGCUUCAAAUAUUACCGUCUAAUAUAGUAAUGAAAGGUUUUGGAGGAGCUCAUACUCAAUCAUUAGGCAGGUCACACAUUAAAAUAUACAUAGAUAAUUUGUACUUGAAAGGAGACGUCGAGGUAACUAACUGUAAUAUGUGUAAUAUAGAUUUAAUAAUUGGGCAAUCCAUGAUUAAUCAAAUAGGUGUCACGAAAUCGCGGCUGGUACAAUCCGGCCUGGUCAAAAUAAAAUUAACUGCGUUACAGAAUAUCCACGACCUAAGAACGUACAUGAGAUAA
Aricia agestis (brown argus) is the source of this 1290-nucleotide messenger RNA. RefSeq lists its product as uncharacterized. NCBI's taxonomy places the organism in Eukaryota, Metazoa, Arthropoda, Insecta, Lepidoptera, Lycaenidae. The record is from RefSeq and is a predicted model, not a curated record. Bases 1 to 1290 code for a protein of 429 amino acids. The transcript is spliced from 2 exons. Gene Ontology annotation, molecular function: nucleic acid binding; zinc ion binding.